AUGUCCGACAUCAAGCCCAAACCCCCUUCAAUCCCUCAAUGGCAGCAACCUGCCGCUUCCAGCACAAACACCGACAACUCCACCUCCACACCAUCGCCGAGCUCCGAUGAGACUCCCCGUUCAGAGCUCAUAGAGCAAGCCAAAAAGUUCUUACAGGAUGACUGCAUACGCGAUGCGCCCAUUGAUCGCAAGAUAGCUUUUCUAGAGUCCAAGGGCCUUCGAAACGAGGAAAUAGACAGUCUCCUGGCCAUCUCGAGAGAUGCGGACUCAAGCAGCCGCAGCAGCGCCGAGGAGAACAAGUCUACCCCGGAUUCUACCACAUCAUCCACCAGCAAUGAGUCGCAAAGUCCCAAAGAACCAUCUUCUCCAUUACCAACAUCCUCCGCAUCUUCGUCCACCACACCCGCUGCUCCAACCGCCACCAAGAACUCCGCGCCACGCGAUGUCCCACCCAUAAUCACCUACCCCGAAUUCCUCAUGCAGCAAUCCAAACCCCCACCACUAGUCACCCUCCGCAGCAUUCUCUACACACUCUACGGUGCUGCCGGUCUAGGAGCAAGCCUCUACGGCGCAAGCGAAUACCUCGUCAAACCAAUGCUCGCCACCCUCACCAGCGCCCGCCUGGAACUCGCCCAAACCGCCAACAUCAACCUCCAAAAGCUCAACGAGAAACUCGAACAGAACGUCUCUCGGAUCCCGCCCCAUCUCUCUGCAAAGGACACAAAACAAACCGAGCCCGCCGACUCCGAAGACGACGAGCAGGACUCCAUCACCUCCGACCCAACAGAGCUCUUCCACCGCGACGUCGCAACCCAGACCUCCCAGGAUCUGGACGCAAGCACCCUCCCGCACAAAGCAGAUCAGCACCCCGCCAAUGAGGCAACACCCGACCCCACCGCAACAGUGAACACGCACCUCAAGCGGCUCGAGAACAUCACCUCGCAUCUCCGCGAAGUGGCCUCCUCGGAGAAAGAAUCAGGUGCGCUGGACGACUCCGUGCAUACCCGGUUGAGCGAACUCCACCAUUACCUCGAUGGCCUGCUCUACAGCAGGUCCAGCUAUAGUUCUGUCACGGCGUAUGGGGUAUACAGCACGCCUGGCCUGGAGACCACAUCCGGCCCCUCGGCGGGCAUCAGCAAAGCCGAGGAGGACGCAAUGGCCAGCUUCCGCGCUGACAUUAGAGGUGUCAAGGGCGCCUUGCUGAGUGCGAGGAACUUCCCCGCCAGCCGGGGAAGAACCGGCUCAGGAAUUCUGUCUGGAAGGUGA
Molecule: messenger RNA, 1266 nt
Organism: Aspergillus fischeri NRRL 181
Lineage: Eukaryota; Fungi; Ascomycota; Eurotiomycetes; Eurotiales; Aspergillaceae
Product: peroxisomal membrane protein PEX14
Exons: 1
Coding region: 1-1266 (421 amino acids)
Biological process (GO): protein import into peroxisome matrix, docking
Cellular component (GO): peroxisomal importomer complex; peroxisomal membrane
Molecular function (GO): signaling receptor binding
Source: RefSeq, a predicted model, not a curated record